AUGACAGCCUUGGCAAGGAGAGAGGACAACAUUCAACGGACGAUAGUCAUUGAGAAUGCUAUUCCACCUCAAGUGAACAAUCUUGCUCAAACUCAGCCGGUGCAAAUCCCUGUCGAGGACCAGAUUAUACAAGAGCAUCCCAUUGUUCGAGACAGACACUCCUCUUAUGAUGCUAUUGAGUAUCAUAGUUUCGUAGUCUCUGCACAAAAUUCCCAAGGGGAAGUCCCGGUGACGAAACCCAAAUAUCCACGACAUGUGGAGGUUGCUGAAAUAUUUCAGGUGUUAGAAGAGAAGCUUAAAGCUAUAGAAGGGCAAGAUGCUUUCGGUCUGAAUACUUCAGACAUGUGUUUAGUGCUUGGCCUAAUAAUGCCUUCAAAGUUCAAGGCACCGGAUUUCGAAAAGUAUAGAGGGGAUAGUUGUCCAAAGAAACAUUUGGUGAUGUUUUGUAGAAAAUUUACUUCUUAUGCUCACAGUGAUAAGCUGAUGAUUCACUGUUUUCAGGACAGUCUGAGUGGGGAAUCAUUGAGUUGGUACAUGCAGCUAGAAAAGUGCCACAUCCAAUCAUGGUUAGACCUGGCUAACGCCUUUUUAAAGCAGUACACAUACAAUUUGGACAUGGCUCCCAGUCGCACGCAGUUGCAAGGUUUAUCUAAAGAGAGCAACGAAUCCUUUAGAGGAUAUGCCCAAAGAUGGAGAGAAUUAGCUGCUCAAGUUCAACCACCACUUCUGGAGAAAGAAUUGGUUGACUUAUUCAUGGAUACCUUGCAAGUUCCGUACUAUGAAAAGAUGAUAGGAAGUACUUCACCUGAUUUUUCACGUCUGGUGUCAGCUGGAAUACGCAUCGAGGGCAUGCUCAAAAGUGGAAAGAUCUAA
Molecule: messenger RNA, 873 nt
Organism: Lathyrus oleraceus (garden pea)
Lineage: Eukaryota; Viridiplantae; Streptophyta; Magnoliopsida; Fabales; Fabaceae
Exons: 1
Coding region: 1-873 (290 amino acids)
Source: RefSeq, a predicted model, not a curated record